This is a messenger RNA of Pistacia vera, 1677 nucleotides long. Its product is annotated as histidine--tRNA ligase, chloroplastic/mitochondrial. NCBI's taxonomy places the organism in Eukaryota, Viridiplantae, Streptophyta, Magnoliopsida, Sapindales, Anacardiaceae. Gene Ontology annotation, cellular component: cytoplasm. The record is from RefSeq and is a predicted model, not a curated record. The transcript is spliced from 11 exons. Gene Ontology annotation, biological process: histidyl-tRNA aminoacylation. Gene Ontology annotation, molecular function: histidine-tRNA ligase activity; ATP binding. Bases 81 to 1553 code for a protein of 490 amino acids.
CGAAGCUCGGGUGUGCUGUGAGCCUGUGACUGUGCUUCAUUCAGUAUACGCGUUCUUCAUCGUCCGCAGCACACGACAAAAUGCCUGCAAUUCACUCUUCACUCAACUUUUACCUCAAACCUCUAUUCUUAUCUCAUUCCUCUAUCUCCUUCAGCAAAUUCGCAAUCCCCAAACAGGUACUCAGCCCUAGAAACCUCUGUGCUUUAGCUUCUGCCGAAUCCGCCGCCAGCCACAAUGGAGGUAGGUCAGGUGCGCUCUCUCCGCCUACGGUCACGGAGGAGUUGCAGAGAAUUGACGUCAAUCCUCCCAAAGGGACCAGAGACUUCCCUCCCGAGGAUAUGCGACUUCGCAAUUGGCUCUUUCACAAUUUCCGAGAGGUGUCACGUUUGUUUGGAUUUGAGGAAGUUGAUUUUCCAGUGUUAGAGUCAGAGGCUCUGUUUAUUAGAAAAGCAGGGGAGGAGAUUCGAGACCAGCUGUAUUGUUUUGAAGAUAGGGGAAAUCGUCGUGUUGCAUUGAGGCCGGAGCUGACUCCAUCUUUAGCAAGGCUGGUGAUACAGAAGGGAAAAUCAGUGCCUCUCCCAUUGAAAUGGUUUGCUGUUGGACAGUGCUGGCGAUAUGAGAGAAUGACAAGGGGACGGCGUCGUGAGCACUACCAAUGGAAUAUGGAUAUCAUUGGUGUUCCUGAAGUGACGGCUGAAGCAGAACUAAUCUCUUCUAUCAUCACUUUUUUCAAGCGAAUUGGAAUCAGUGAAUCGGAUGUUGGAUUUAGGGUUUCCAGUCGAAAGGUUUUGCAAGAAGUUUUGAGGUGCUACUCCAUACCUGAAAACUUGUUUGGCAAGGUUUGCAUCAUCAUAGACAAGAUAGAGAAGCUACCACUUGAUGUAAUUAAGAAUGAUCUGAAGUCUGCUGGGAUAUCAGAAGAAGCUAUUGAGGAGCUAUUAAGGGUCCUCUCCAUAAAGUCCUUGACAGAGUUGGAAGAGAUACUUGGAGGUGCAGGGGAAGCCGUUGCUGAUCUGAAACUACUAUUUUCGCUUGUGGAAAAUUUUGGUUAUUCUGAUUGGAUUCAGUUUGAUGCAUCUGUUGUCCGAGGCCUUGCCUACUACACUGGUAUUGUAUUCGAGUGUUUCGAUAGGGAUGGAAAGUUGAGAGCUAUUUGUGGAGGUGGGCGUUAUGAUCGGCUACUCUCGACUUUUGGUGGUGAUGACAUUCCGGCUUGUGGCUUUGGAUUUGGUGAUGCGGUGAUUGUAGAAUUGCUUAAGGAGAAGGGCCUUCUACCAGAACUCGACCUCCAGGUGGAGAACAUUGUGUGUGCUUUGGAUCAUAAUCUUCAAGGAGCGGCUGCUACAGUUGCAACAAUACUCAGGGGAAAAGGUCAAAGUGUUGAUUUAGUCUUGGAGAGCAAACCGCUUAAAUGGGUGUUCAAACGGGCAGCACGGAUAAAUGCUCAAAGGCUGAUUUUGGUGGGGAAUACUGAAUGGCAAAAGGGUAUGGUUGGUGUAAAAAUCCUCUCUUCUGGUGAACAAUAUGAGAUUAAACUUGAUGAGCUAGAGUGAUAAAAUUGGAAUUAUUUUGUGAUCAUUAUGUACUUAUGAUGUCAAUGCUUUAGUGGAUUUAUAGUUAUUUAUUGGUUUCAUCCAAUUUAUGUACUUGUACAGUUAUUAGUGAAAUUAAAUCAAU